AUGCCUCUUCUUCCACUCCCAUCCACCACCAAAACCCUAAAUUCUCCAUCCCCUUUCCACCUCCACAAUCAUCACCAUGUUUCUUCUUUUCAAUCCAAAUCCAAACCUAAAUUCCAAUUCCAUCCAAUUCUCUCUCUCAAUCUCGCCUGCAAAGGUCUCACUCUCGUCGUCUCUUCCUCAUCGCUGUCGGAGACCAAGCUGAGAAGUGUGGGAUCCAAAAACAUUGAUGAUGCUACUAUGGGUAAUCUCUGUCUUGAUAUUGUUCUCAAUGUCCCACAAUUGCCACCUCUGUCUAUUCAUGAACGUAAAGCUUUCAUGGAACGUCUGGCUUCCUCUCCACCUCCUAAGAAAUACUGGGAAGCUGAUGGGAACUGCAAUAUGGCUAUAGCAGCUGCGAGGCUGAGACUUGACUGUGUAUCAAUUGGUCAUGUGGGUGAUGAAAUCUAUGGGAACUUUCUAUCAGAUGUGCAUCGUGAUGAGGGCAUCAGUAUGGUUAAGAUUAGUACUGGUGAUGAUACUGUCACUAGCUCUGGUGACUCUUAUGAAACACUUGUAUGUUGGGUUCUUGUUGAUCCUUUGCAAAAACAUGAUUUUUGUAGUCGAGCUGAUUUUUGCAAGGAACCAGCAUUUAAUUGGCUGAGUCAAAUUUCUAAAGAAGCAAAGUUAGCUAUUAAAAAUUCAAAGGUUUUAUUUUGUAAUGUAUAUGGUUUUGAUGACCUAUCUCCUAGUUUACUGCUUUCGGUAGUGGACUGUGCUGUUGAAGUUGGCACAUCAAUCUUUUUUGAUCCAGGACCACGUGGGAAGAGUCUAUCCAAUGGGACACCAGAAGAACAAAGAGCUCUUAAUCAGUUUUUGAGGAUGAGUGAUGUUCUUCUCUUAACGGCUGACGAGGCUGAGUCAUUAACUGGCAUAGGAGAUCCGAUAUUAGCUGGGCAAAAGUUGCUUAAAGUAGGGAUCCUCACAAAGAAUGUAGCAUCACUGGAAAAAGUAGUUGAUAUAUUAAGAUCACCUAAACUCAAUGAAGAUGAUGAGUUUUGGACCGAAAUUCUCGAAAAGAAAGUGUUAGAUCGGGAAGUAACAUGUCUGUCAAAUAUUAUGAAAGGAAACAGAAAUCAUCUCAACUUUGUCUCAUUUGACCAGGUUGCCUCUGAGCUCUUGCCCAAGCUUGAGUUUCCACAAACAGUGGAGAAUGUUCCAACUUGA
Messenger RNA from Vicia faba (fava bean), 1203 nucleotides. Lineage: Eukaryota; Viridiplantae; Streptophyta; Magnoliopsida; Fabales; Fabaceae. The record is from the annotation of a GenBank genome assembly.